AAACCCCAAAGCCCACCAAGCUUUAUCUCCAGCUGCCCAUUGUCCACUUUCUUAAUCUGUCAGCUCCAUCGUUUCCUCUCAAGACCUAGACUUUCUACGAAGAGUCUCUCCACCGGAAAUGGAUUCCCAUACUGAUGCCGGUGGUCUCACAACCUUUCUUAACCCACCCCAAGACCAAAUCGUUCAAGCUGCGGCAUCCCAAUAUCAAUCACAAUCAUUCCUUCCCGGAAACACAACUCCCCCUCCUCAUCCUCCUUCCCAGCUUAACAUAAACCAAACCCAAAUCCCAAUGCCUCCAGAGCAGCUGCAGCUCGGUGUUGCAGAAAACGUCUUGAAGCAACAACACUUAAUGGCAAUGGGUGUUCAAAAAACCCUAUCAAGGACUUCCAUCCUCGUUAAUUUCCUUCCCACAGGAACCCUCCUCGCCUUCGAAAUGCUCCUCCCAUCGGUCUCAGGGAACGGCAAGUGCAACGAGGUGAGCACUUUUUUGAUAGGAUCUAUCUUGGCCCUCUGUGCCAUUACCUGUUGUUUCUUUCACUUCACUGACAGUGUUCGUCAAGGAGAGAAGGUAGUCUAUGGGUUUGUAACCUUCAAGGGGUUAUUGGUGUACACAUCUGAUGCGGGUCUGGAUUUCAUAAAAGAACCCAUCCGUCUCAAGGCUGGAUUCACUGAUUUCUUACAUGCUGUCAUGUCUGCCAUGGUGUUCGUAGCAAUCGCAUUCUCUGAUCAUCGAGUCACUAGUUGCCUUUUCCCUAGUCAUGUUAAGGCCAUGGACGAGAUUAUGCAGACUUUUCCUAUCAUGGUGGGUAUUGUGUGCAGUGGCCUCUUCCUUAUCUUCCCCACCACUCGCUAUGGCAUAGGCUGCAUGCCUUCUUAGAGGACUCCCAUGAACAACCAACAUCAAUGCUAUUCUUAUGUGUUAUGCAAAAAAACAUAUUUAACCCAAAAAAAAAAAAAAAAAAAUGAUAUCCUUAUGUGUUGUGCAAUUUCCUAUCUUUAUCCAUGAAAAAAAAAAAAACCCUACUUGGUUGUGCACCCUUCAAACCUUCAAACGGAUGGCGAAAAAACUACCCUGCCUUGUGGAUGGAUUUGUGUGUGUUUCCGAUGAUUGGUUCUUAUGUUGCUGCAGUGGUCACUUGGUCAAAUAGUGAUCUCAAACACCUAACAUAUUUUAUGUAAGAUAUUCACUUUUCCAGUGUUUGGUUAUUAUAAAAUGUGAUAUAAAAUAUUAUUUUUAA
Macadamia integrifolia is the source of this 1238-nucleotide messenger RNA. Its product is annotated as protein DMP9-like. Gene Ontology annotation, biological process: endomembrane system organization. Lineage: Eukaryota; Viridiplantae; Streptophyta; Magnoliopsida; Proteales; Proteaceae. The transcript has a single exon. The record is from RefSeq and is a predicted model, not a curated record. The coding region runs from base 119 to 877 and encodes 252 amino acids.